CAUUGGCCAAAUGGAUUUUGCGCGCUCCGAGCUGGCUGACACUCGAAAAGAGUAGAAACUGGCCUUGCAUACAGAAACAGAGACAAACCUUCCGAACCCUUGCACGACAGGAAGCACAGAGACGGCAGCCACACGCUGCCCAUUCUCCAAAAAGCCAAAUCGUAACGACCCAGGCUCGAAGGAACCGCCCGCAGAUCCGUAGCGAAGCCAUUAGCUGCAGUAGGAACUGCCGCAGCCACCCGUUCCCACCAUGAUCGAGUCCGAAGUGGCCGAGACCCUCAUGAGCUUAUCAGCGCCGGACGAGCGCAAAUUCGCCGACAAUCCGCUGUACGCGUCCGAACCACCGUCGUCUUGGCAGGCUGGAAAGAAGCGCGGAUUCGCAGCAUUCGACGGAGGCGUGGCCAGUUCGCUGCCUUCGUCGAGCUUCCUACAACCGCAUGGCGACUCGUACAGCUCGGCGAUGGCGCUGCUGGCGCAAAAGAUCCAGGAGCGCCCACUCACAUCAAUGAUCCCUGGCCGCGAGGACGACAGCAGCAACAGCAGCGACGUGGAUAUGGACUCUAGCGAAGCUAGCGACGAGUCCCCCGAACGCCGAACGUGGUCAUCAUACCGCUCGCCCUUCGACGGUCUAGUGGCCGCAGCGGCUUCCAACCAGGACGACAAUGACAGCUACUCAUCGUCCAACAGCAGACCCAUCUCGAUCCCCAUGCGCGGCGGCAACAACAGCAGCAGCAUGAGAUAUCGCGAGCAUUCGUCGUCUUUCGACCGCACCUAUUCAUCAUCGUACGGAAAGAAGUACAAGUCCAGCAGCCUGUCGCGCGUGCAGGAAAACGAGUCGUUCCUGGGUCGCGACAGCAGCCCCACGGGCGUCGAGGAUGACGGUACGUGGUACGACAGCGACUACAAACAGCGCGUGCGUCUGGCAUCCGUGUGCUCGUCCGAUGGUAGCGAGUACGGCGGACUGGGCCGCCAACACUUGGAGGAGUUCAUCCGCAUGGAGAUCUCGGCCGCCAAUGAGAGCGAUCAGCGCAGGGAAGGCACGUCGCCCUCGUCUGAGGGCAAGUACAUCGGCAGCUACUCGCCUGAGGCUCGGAGAAAACGCAUCGAACGUUUUCUCGAGAAGCGUAAACGCCGCGUGUGGGCCAAAAAGGUGGACUACGAUGUCCGCAAGAACUUCGCCAACUCACGCUUGCGCGUCAAGGGUCGCUUCGUAAAGAAGGAGGACGAGGAGCUGCUGUGCCAGCUCAUGAGCUACACGUGAGGACGGGGCCAGGCUUCCGUGUGGCGUGCUCUUCUUCGUUGCUUUGCUUUCCCGCCCGUCAUAGUGUAGUUGUAUAGAGAAGGCAUUGGGACCGACCCAACUGCAUGUACGUAGCUGCGAGCUAACUAGCAUUAUCAAUCCAUAAAGAGGAUUCCCGCAUCAUCCACGCCUGCCGAGCCGGCAACAAGAUCACCUUCCGGUGUCAUUUCCACAGUGUGGGGCACCGGGAGCCAGCAGAUCGUGGGUGAUGGGCGUCCCAAUGCUGCCCAUCGGCGUGUGACCGCUGCGGUCCAUUGCAGAGACCACCAGGCGGCCAGCCAGCUGGGCAGCGCGUUGAUCGCCGUUGUCCAUGGACGACAUCGUGUUUGCAUGCGCUUUCUUGCGUGUUGAUGGUCGAUGUCCUAGUGCCCC
Molecule: messenger RNA, 1672 nt
Organism: Phytophthora nicotianae INRA-310
Lineage: Eukaryota; Oomycota; Peronosporomycetes; Peronosporales; Peronosporaceae
Exons: 1
Coding region: 251-1261 (336 amino acids)
Biological process (GO): regulation of flower development
Molecular function (GO): protein binding
Source: RefSeq, a predicted model, not a curated record